This is a messenger RNA of Ostertagia ostertagi, 2226 nucleotides long. NCBI's taxonomy places the organism in Eukaryota, Metazoa, Nematoda, Chromadorea, Rhabditida, Trichostrongylidae. The record is from the annotation of a GenBank genome assembly.
AUGAGCAACCAGCCCUACAUCCUGCACGGCUUCGGCCCGUCGCCCUAUUCGGUGAAGAUGCGCGCCAUUCUGCGCUACCGCCGGCUGCCCUUCGUUUGGAAAGCCGUCGGUUGGCCGCGCGACGUCGCGGUCGCGGCCGGCCUGCCGCCGGUGAUCCCGGCGCUGACGUUCCCCGACGGCACGGUAAUGAACGAUUCGACGCCGCUCGCCCAUGCGCUGGAGCGUGCGCAUCCCGGCCAGCGCUCGAUCGUGCCGGACGAUCCGGCGCACGCGUAUCUCAGCGACCUUUUGGAGGAUUUCGGCGACGAGUGGGUCACCAAGAUCAUGUUCCACUAUCGCUGGUUCUACGCACCGGACCGCGAAUUCGCGCAGGGCUGGGUGAUCACCUCGCGCGAUCCGCAGAUGCCGGAGGCCGACCGGCGCGAAGCGAUGCAGGCCUUCAACGAUCGUCAGGUCGGCCGGAUGGCGAUGGUCGGCUGCACCGAUGCCAACCGGCCGGUCAUCGAGGACAGCUAUCGCUUCAUCCUCGACACACUCGAAUCCCACGUUGGCAAGAUGGAGUUCCUGUUCGGCUCGCGCCCGUCGCUGGCGGAUUUCGGGCUGUUCGGCCAGCUCCAGAUCCUGUCGGUCGAUCCCACGCCGAUGGAGGAGAUGCGGCGGCGCGCGCCCGACGUCUAUUGCUGGCUGCUGCGCCUCGACGAUGCGUCGGGCGUCGAGGGUGAAUGGCUUGCGGCCGAUGCGCCGUUGCCGGACGGCGUGACGGCGUUGCUGAAGCAUUGCGGAGAGACCUACCUGCCGACCAGUCGCCGCGCCCUGCUGGCCGGCGCCGCCGCCACCCUCGCCGUGCCCGGUUUCGCGGGCGCGCAGGACGCGUUCCCCAACAAGCAGAUCAAGUUCAUCGUGCCCUAUACGCCGGCCGGUGCGACCGACAACAUCUCGCGCAUCGUGAUGGCCAAGGUGUCGGAGAUUCUCGGCCAGCAGGUCCUGAUCGACAACAAGGCGGGCGGCGGCGGCACCAUCGGCACCGACGCGAUCGCCAAGGCCGCUCCCGACGGCUACACGAUCGGCCUCACGCCCGUCAAGCUGAACGUCAUCGCGCGAACCGAUGGCGCCGUCACUGCUCUCACUUCAUCUCCGGAUAUGUUCGAUUUCGGCGCCGGACGAACGCCGGCCAAUGUCGGAUUUGCCGGCUUCAAGCUUACCUAUCCGUUGAACGGUCAGCGCUUCGACGAGAUCAUCUCCUUUCUGGGCGCCAGCUAUUUCCGGCCCAUCGGCAAGGGCCAGGCUUAUGGUGCGUCGGCACGCGGCCUGGCGAUCGACACCGCCCAGGCGCGCUCCGAGGAAUUUCCCGAGUUCCGGGAGUUCUGGCUGGUCGAGCCGGCCCCGGGAGACCGAUCGGUGACGCUCUAUGCGAUCCUGGAGUCGCCGGGUGCCAGCGGUGCCUAUUCCUUCGUGGUGACGCCGGGGCCGCGCACGACGGUCGAUGUCGAUGCCAGACUGUUCCUGCGCCAUGGCGUGUCGAUGCUGGGCAUCGCGCCGCUCACCAGCAUGUUCCUGUCCGGCAAAGCCGGACCCUGGCGGGACGAUUUCCGCCCCGAGGUCCACGAUUCCGAUGGUCUCGCGAUGCUGACGGGCAGCGGCGAACCCAUCUGGCGUCCUCUCGGAAAUCCGGGAGCACUGCAGGUCUCCACCUUCGUCGACAACAAUCCGCGCGGUUUUGGCCUCCUGCAGCGGGAGCGACGCUUCGACCGGUAUCAGGACGGCGUAGCCAAGUAUCAGGCGCGGCCCAGUCUCUGGGUCGAGCCGAAAGGCGACUGGGGAGAGGGUGAAGUCCGGCUGGUCGAGAUUCCCACGCCCGUCGGAAUAUCACGACAACAUCGUGGCCGUUCUGGGUGUCGCGCUGGCCGCUCUCGAAGGGCCCGCGGCGAUCGGGGCAUGGAGUGGGAUACGGCCCUGGAGCGGCAUCUCGGCCACAUGAUGCUGGGCGUUGUCGCUGUGCUGGUCAUCGGAAGGUGGGCGCCCGCCUUUCUGCCCUGGCUCCUCCCGGUGGUGGCGGGUCUUCUGUUGGCACCGCCGCUCGCGAUCUACUCCAGUCGACGCGCGCUCGGUGUCGGUGCCCGCCGCUGGGGCCUGUUUCUCACGCCCGAGGAAGCGCCGAUGACGGCAGUCGGGACGACAUCGUCGUUCGAUUCAAGCAAGGGAUCGGUGAUGCCCGGCACGGCAUAG